GGGACUCCGGGGACCCGGGCUGAGCUGCGCACGCCGGUGAGAUGAGCGGGGCCGCGUCGGCGGGCGCGGCCAGGGGGCUGCGCGUGGACGGGCUGCCCCCGCUACCCAAAAGCCUGAGCGGGCUGCUGCACUCGGCGGCGGGCGGCGCGGCGGGCGGCUGGCGGCACCUGCAGCGGCUGUACGCGCAGAAGUCGCGUAUCCAGGACGAGCUGAGCCGAGGGGGCGCGGGCGGCGGCGGGGCGCGGGCAGCGGGGACGCCGGCCAAGCCGCCCAACCUGGACGCCGCGCUGGCACUGUUGCGCAAGGAGAUGGUUGGCCUCCGACAGCUGGACAUGUCCUUGCUCUGCCAACUGUACAGCCUCUACGAGUCCAUCCAGGAGUACAAGGGCGCGUGCCAGGCUGCCUCCAGCCUGGACUGUCCCUACGCCCUGGAGAACGGCUUCUUCGAUGAGGAGGAGGACUUCCAGGAGCAGGGCUCUCUCCCCGACGGCCAGGGCCGAGGCUGUCCCCGGGACCUGUCACUGCCUGUCGCCCACCUCUCCAGCAGUGACUGGGUCCUGGAGUCCAUCUAGCGCCUCGGGAGGAGUCCACUGACACACACAGACGGGCAGCAUCUGUGUCUCUUCCUGCAAGAAAGUGCUUUAGCCUCUUCGCCGUGGACAGUCCAGGGCAUGUGGGGACACGUGCCAUUUGUUUACCUAGUGGGUUUGGAGCUCGCGGACAUGGGACAGCCUGCUUAGUUGUCUGCAGGGUCUUCCGGGCGUCCCAGGGGCAUGCUAGAAUAUCCUGGAUAGUUCCUGUAGCCCCUGCUGGAAGCUCUGACAACGGCCUCCAGGCGCACAGCCUUCGCGGCGUUUUGGGUGAGUGCGCUCAGCUCUCUGUACGGCAGGUGUGUCAUUUUCUCUUGGAUUAGGAAAGUCUCCCUGGCCUGGAACCCCCAAGGCGGCCUGCGUCUUUUCUUGCUCUUACUGAGCUGUCAGCCUCUUUGCACUGAUGAAAGCUGAUCACGGAUUUUCCAGGGCACUCGGGAGAGCUUUCUAGAAGACAGUCUGCCACUCCGGUCAGCCGCUUUUCUGCAACUAUCAAAACUGACAUUGGGCGCAGGUGGAGGGGAGACCACCGAUGAAUGGACACGGUGGAGAGAGAAGAGAAACCGUGGCCAAGCUAACGCUUGUGCCGCUCACAAUGAGGUGGUGACCGCUCGUGGUUAGACUGACCGUGAACGUCAGUGUUGGAAAUGAUAGGGUCGCUGGAGCCCUAACGUAUUUAUUAGAACCCUUUCUCAGGACUUCACUCUGGUUAAACACGGAUGCGAUGCUCAGCUGUCUCUUGCCGUGUGUCAUUUUCUUCGCAGGUCUGGGAUGGGCUUACUGGGUCCACAGAGUCCCUGGCAAGGAUGAGGCCUGGGCUCUGGUCUUUACUUAUCCUGUCAACUGGGCAUGGUGGUGUAUGCCUGUAAUCCCAGAACUGAGGAGUUCCAGGCAGGAGGAUCAGAAGUUCAGGACCACCCUUCACAACACAGAGAGUCCAAGGCCAUUCUGGGCUUCCCUUUCUCAAACCAAAAAAACCCUGAGCUCAGACUUACAGCCUGAACGUGGGUCCAAUCUAACACACAUUAAAAGAAAUUUAGGAUUCUCUGGCCACUAAAUGAAUUUUAAGACAGAUUUAUUUCUCUGUUAGGCUUGGACGGCCAUUUCAUUGGCACCAGGCUGCAUUUACAGCAAGAUUUCACCUUGUGCCUUGGAAUAUGCCCAGCUCCUUGUUCCACUUUUAGGGGCCAUGGCUGCUCAUCAGUGCCCUCUGGAGGCCAAAUACAGGAAGUGCAGGUUGGCAAAUACAACUAUGUGUGAACUUUCCCUGGGCAUCUACAAGUCUGUACUCACCCCAGGCAGGGAACCAGUGACCAGCCAAAGUAAGGAUUACAGAAGCCCAACCUGGCAAACCAGUACGCCUACUCCUGCCACUUAGUGGAGUGUGAGUGACCCCCAAACAGCUGAGCAUCCAAAAGUCCUUCUCCAGGACGGCUGAUGACCGCCCCCACGGCUGUGCCCACCCGAAGCUAACCUCACUAGACAGGGCUGGGAUGGCUUUAUAGGAAGGAAUGCUAACUCAGGGGAGGAUAAUGGACCUUCCUGUGAAGGACUGGCACCAGGCUAACCUUGAGGGUGGGUCUCUUGGGUAGACGGCUGCAUUCAUCGAUAUGGUAAUGGCUGUUGUGCCUGGAGGACAGUAUGCUCCUCCAAGCUGUUUCUGAUGAGUGUUUUUCACUGCAACAGAAAGCAGUCUGGGGCAGGCAGGCUACAUUCAGUUACACAGCCACCUGAGUGUUACCUGUCUGUGCUAUAAGGAGCUGGAUUAGCCAGAGAAGUGGCCCUGUCGGUAGUCAGACGGACGGGGGUUGGUGACAGGACAGUCCAGACAGGACAAGACAGUGAACACAGGAAAUCAGUCACCUGCAGGGCGCUGCUUUGAGGCCAAGGCCUGCAUAACUGAGGAAAACCCGAGGUUAGCUUGUCUAAGCCCUGGCUGCAUUAGGGUCACUUGGGGAGCCUUGGGGGAGCUCCAGCAGCAGUGCCCACCCCAGAUCUGGAUCUUCUUAAUAAGUGAUGCUAGAGGGCCUGGGCCUGCCUGCAGAGGGGAGGUACAGGUCAGGAAAGCAUGUCCCACCAUGCACCUUUAUUGUAAACAGCCUAGCAUUAUCUAUGAUCCCUUUAUUCCCGAUAGCUGCCUUAUAAAAAUUCACGACAAUAAAACUGAUUGAUUUACCUUUU
Messenger RNA from Meriones unguiculatus (Mongolian gerbil), 2771 nucleotides. It is a transcript of the gene Fam89a, whose product is annotated as family with sequence similarity 89 member A. The transcript is spliced from 2 exons. NCBI's taxonomy places the organism in Eukaryota, Metazoa, Chordata, Mammalia, Rodentia, Muridae. The record is from RefSeq and is a predicted model, not a curated record. The coding region runs from base 42 to 572 and encodes 176 amino acids.